AUGAGGGCUGCUUGUGAUUGGGCUAUGGCGAAUUCCAAGGGGCCAUCAUGCAUCCGAAACAUGAUGUAUAAUGGAAAACACUCUUUACUUCCUCCUAGAUGUCCAUUCCCUAGCAUUUCACCAUCAUAUGUGGAUUAUGUCCCAACUCCUGCAAUCAGACCGACAGGUAUCCCAAAACCUAGACAGGGGAAUUCACACCACCAACGUACUUCCUCGGAGAGCUUUCUGAUAGAGGAGCAACCUUCUUGGCUGGAUGAACUCCUUAAUGAGCCAGAAACACCUGUACGCAAAGGAGGUCAUCGGCGUUCAUCAAGUGACUCCUUUGCAUACAUAGAUGUUGCUAAUGCUUCUGACUCAGAUUAUGCAGCUCAAGAUGAGCACCAAUCUAGAAAUUUAACUUCUAUGCCUUCAUGGAGAUCUCAAGACGUUGGUUAUGAGGAUGCACAACAUGCUUCGUAUGCAGAGCUGUACUAUUCAGGGAAACAUAAGAAUCAGGCCUGGGAUUCAUCUUUGAUUACGGUUGCACAUCCUAGUGGCCUUCCCUCUGCUAGGGAUAACAUUGUUCAAAACUCGGGAUUAUCAGGUGCUUUACAAGAAGCAGAUGAGGUUCUGUCCGCAGAAAAUGAAAAACAUAAUUCAGUUCAAUCUGGCUUGCAUGAUCCAAAAGUUUGUCAUGAAAGAAAGGAUUCUUUUGGUGCCAAGCUUACUGUAUCUGAAACAGAUACAAAACGUGCCAAGCAGUAAGACAUUCAUUCAUUCUUAUUCUUCUUCCUUGAGGUGGGGAUCUGUCAUUCUUAUAUAUAUAUAUUCCUCAGUACUACUAUCAAAAUUCCACAAACACUUCACAGGCGGCGAUAUAGAUCCUCAGCCGCUGUUUGACUGCAUUUUGCAUGUGUGUUGCUUUGCUGUUCAUAUGUUAGAUAGUUUUCCAUUUUGUGUGCUUGAUUGUCUUUACUGCAAUUUUGACGCAAGUUGUCUGGAGUGGAGCUAUAGAACUAUAUUUAAAUGUUUUGCUGAGUGGUACAGAAUGGAAUCAUCGUUGACAGGAAUAUUGGGUCGUGUUGCAUAUGUAUCGAAAAGUGGGAAUAUGCAACAUGGAAUUCUUUAAGUGGUGAAAAUCAACUUCUGCGAUUAUUCUUUACUUAAUGGUCAUUACAUUGUUUCCAUAAGAAUUUACCAAUUUGAUAUGCAAAUAAUAUGAAUUAGACAACAGGCAUAGGAUUCUUUUUAGAAUAUGUGAAGACAAUAGUGCCAGUAAGAUAUGCUGGUGCAGAUCUGAAUGGUAAAUUGCAAAGUAAUAACUUUCUUUGCUUUAAGCAUAUAUUAGGAAAUGUAGACAGAAAGAGAUGGAAAAGUUCUUAAGGGGCACUAACUCUGGAACUAGGCAAAUUAUGAUGAUGUGUCCUUUUAAUGCCAAAGCAACCAAGUGUAAAGAAUAUGAAGUUGAAAUGCAUUCGAGGACUAAUACAGAAAGAGCUUAAUGGUUUGGACGGUAAGUUAUACUAGUUUCCGCAAUAUGACAGAGGUGUAGUUGUUUUUUUUAUUUCUUGUGAACCUUAGGUCAGUACACAUUGCUUUCAUUUGAAGUGUAUAAAUUGCUGCUUGAGGCACAUAAGAGGACGCCUGUUAUCUUUGUCCUGGCCCUCCUGCCAGGUUGCUCAUGGUUAAGCAUAUUUUCUAAGGUAAGGCAAGGUUGUAGGUUAUUCUAAUUUCUAAUCCCGAGUUUUUGUUAUAGCAACCUGAUAACUUACUUGAAAAUGCUAUCUACUAAUGAGAGAAGUCUUGUGCUGAAAUUUAUCACUUUUUUAUUACCAUAGAGAACUACAUUGAAUGGAAUGGGCACUUGAAGUUACGAUGGAGAGCAUCAUGAAUAAGUUGAUUCCACAUCCAAAAUGGUAUGGGUCAUUGUUUUGGUUUUCAGAAAACUAGAGGAUGUUUUACCUGGAGUGUAUGUCGUUUGGUGUGAAACACAUCAAACUGUCACUGUCUUUUGGGUGAGGAUUGUGAGAUUCAGUUUUCCAAAAUAAAAGAAUACCAUGGGUUGCAAGUAGUUCUUUGAAACACAAAUGACAAGGAUUGUACAAAUAUUUUUUGGAAAUAUUGGGAGCCAGGACUGCAGGAGUAGGAUCUUAGUCAAAUCUGCAGGUCAGGGGGGUCUUAUUUGUAUGAGUUGAUUUCUUUACUAGAUCAUUUGAAUCAGAGAAAGUAAGGCUAGAUGCCAGAUGGUUCAUUGGUUCUUUUGGCUUUGGACUGUGACUGAGAAAUAACGUGACCAAUUUUCCUGUUUUUCCUUUACCUUUCUUCUCCUCUCAACUUCUAAUUGUAAGUGACCUAUAAGUCUUUAGGUAGAGCCCAUCUAGUAUGAUAACUUUGUUUACAUUGAUGCGUUUGAUGGUUAUUUUGAGCUAAGCUGCCCAGAAACUUCUAGCUGCUUGUUUGUAGGGAUUAGACGACUACAAGGCAAUGGGCUUAGUUAAGAAGUAAAAACUACAAUACUAUGUUAUAAGAAGGAGAGAAGAAGAGAAGAAGAUAAAGAGAAAGAAAAAGAAUGAGAGAAGAUGAGAAUAAUUUUUGUAAGCUAUGUUGCUCUAUACUCUUAUUUAUAAUAAAUUGACAUUAUGAAUAAUUACAU
Molecule: messenger RNA, 2632 nt
Organism: Ilex paraguariensis (yerba mate)
Lineage: Eukaryota; Viridiplantae; Streptophyta; Magnoliopsida; Aquifoliales; Aquifoliaceae
Source: the annotation of a GenBank genome assembly